AUGGGUUAUCCAAAUGUCACCAAAGACGUUCUUAGGUUACGUCUCUUCCCUUUUUCUCUUGAAGAGAGGGCCGGUGAGUGGUAUCAUAUCAUUCCUUCUAAAAAAAUCACUACCUGGGAUGAAGUUGUAGAGGUUUUCAUUAAGAAAUUCUACCCACACCAUAAGAUUGAUGUUGUUCGACAGUCAAUCCAAACCUUUAAGCAUAAAAUAGGUGAGAGUCUACAUGAUUACAUAGAACGGUUUAAUGAAUUGUUAUACCAAUGCCCGCACCAUGGCUUUGAGAAAGCCCACAUGGCCCAAAUCUUACAUGAGGGCCUUGAUAGUGAAACCCGAAUGCAGGUAGAAACAAUGAAUGGUGGGGAAUUUACCCAUCAAGACCCGGAUGAAUGUUUUGACGAGUUCAUCGAGUUAUCUGAAAAGACUCGUCAAUGGGAUUCAAUGAGGGAGCCCAAAAUAACUAGGAACUCUAUCCAUAGGGUCAAUAGAGUCGAUAAUGGGUCAGAUAUCCUUAGGCGUCUAGCGUCCUUAGAGAUGAACCAAGGGUCCAACCAGACUAUGAGAUGUAACAAUGAGCCCAGAACCUAUCCAUGUACCAUUUGUGGUGAUCAAAGUCAUAUUGGACCUCACUGUCCCAUGUUUUACCCUAGUGAAACUACCCGUGACCAGACUACCCAAAAUAUCAACAAUUUAAGUCAGAAGCUCGAUGACUGUAUCCUGAAGAGUCCGCGUAACCAACAAAAUAGUGACCGGGAUAUUUCCAACUUAGAGACUCAAAUAAGUCAACUUUCGAGCCAGUUAAAUGAUAGGGAGAGCGGGACAUUUCCUAGCCAAAUUACCCCAAAUCCGAAAGGAGUUAACCAGGUUAAUAAAUCAAGUAGUUCUAACCACAAUGAACAUAUCAAAGCAGUUAUCACCCUUAGGAGUGGUAAAACUCUAGAGAACUCGGUAGAACCAUCUAAGGACAAAAACCCAGCUGAAAAAGAGACUGAGGUUGACCAAACUUCGUCUAAAGAUCCUAAUGAGCAUGAGAGUGCUAAGAGUCCAAGUGAGGAGAAUAAUAUCUCUGAGAGAGUGUACAUACCACCUGCACCAUUUCCUCGAAGACUCGCUAAGAAAAAGCCUAGUACAUAUGCUGAAAUCCUAGACAUCUUUAAGCAAGUUAAGGUCAACCUGCCCUUGUUAGAUGCAAUAAAACAUGUACCAGAUAUGGCCAAGUUCCUAAAAGAGAUUUGCAUUGUCAAGAGAGACGUGAGUGUCCAUAAGAAGGCAUUUUAA
Molecule: messenger RNA, 1275 nt
Organism: Papaver somniferum (opium poppy)
Lineage: Eukaryota; Viridiplantae; Streptophyta; Magnoliopsida; Ranunculales; Papaveraceae
Exons: 2
Coding region: 1-1275 (424 amino acids)
Source: RefSeq, a predicted model, not a curated record